CUCGCGACGCGAUUAUGAAGGGUCCGGCCCACGCACGCAUCUCACUAAGAGUGUUCAGGCAGCGGAUUGCCGCGAAUUAGGAAGCGCUUACGCAUGAGCUUUGGCCUCCAAAAUUGGACGCGCCGACGCACCGCUAUAUCACACACGCAUUUGCGUCGUUCUGUUUUCACCUAGAGAUCGCACCCAGACAAAAAAACUGGUCGUUGCGUCACCCUCUGCACAUAAAAAACCAGCUUUAGAACUUACAGCAUCAUGUUGGCUGCACGCUUCGUACGCCGCCCGGCGCAAUUUUUCAAGCGACGCCUUCAAAACUAUCGAAACGGUCGCGGCCCGUGGACUAAAGCCCUCAUUAUGCCGUCCACGCGCGGGGAGAGUCUACGCCGCGUUCCUGGAACGAGCCGGCGGGAAAAACUUAUCUCACUCACACACCGCACUCGUCGCAGGCCACGACCCUCGAGGUCACAAUCUCCAAGAUCUUCCCCGCGGGCGCCGGCUGGCAGGCGGCGUCGCUCUACGCGGACAAGCUCGGCUUCGCGGCGGACAGUGCGUCGUUCGCCCUCACGACGGGCGUGGGAGACGGCAUCGCCGUCGCCGCGGGCCACACGGGCUACUACGCCGUCAAGAAGGCCGUCGCGGACCCGACCAUCGACAUGGGCGAGCAAGCCGGAGUAGGCGUCUGGUUAGGAAGCGCGGCGGUCUGCUCCGGAGCUCUGUGGCAGCCGCUGGUCAACGCCCUGCAGGCGUCCGAGAAGUUGCCCUUCGAGGCCGUCGCUGGCAUGACGGCCGUCGGGUGUGGAGGUGCCUUCCUGACGGGCUUGCGCGUGGGCCGCGCCGUCAUGCCCUGGGUGCCCGACUGCGACAGCGCGAACUUCGCCACCGAUGCGUAUUUGUCGAUGGCUAUUGGAGGGGCGUCGUCCUUUUUCGUCGGCACCGACGUCGCCUACCUCGGCGGCGAGGGCAACUUUCUGCGCCCGAUCGUCGGCGUCGAGGACUUCGACUCGGACCUCCUCGGCGUCGCCAAAGCCGGCACGUCCACGGCCCUGGGCUUCGUGGCCUUCCAGAGCGUCCAGAACGUGACGUUCAAGGCCGGCACGGCGUGGCUCGACCCGGCCGAGAGCCCGGAGCCCGUCAAGGAGGCGCUCCCGGCGGACCCGCAGGCGUCCUUCUCGUGA
Messenger RNA from Pelagomonas calceolata, 1172 nucleotides. Lineage: Eukaryota; Pelagophyceae; Pelagomonadales; Pelagomonadaceae. The record is from the annotation of a GenBank genome assembly.